CGCCUUGCUGUCAUAACUCCCCACUAUCAACAGCCACCCAUCGGUUCCUUUUUCAUGCCCCUAGAUGAAACAUGGGAGGCAAUUUUACAUUUCCAACAGAAGCCGUGAGUCGUUUCAUCGUAGCGGACCUGGUGAACGUAACCUGGAAUGUUCUUGCCCCUCUGGUCUCGCUCUAUGAGAGCUGCGGGAGCGAUGACCGCGCAUUAGAAGAGAAAACAAACAACAACUAUAGUUACGUGUGGACAGCGACUCGUCAAGACUACAAAGAGUCUGGCUGCAACUUCAAGCUCCAGCCAUUCACAGCCGAGGGCGAGUCGUACGGUGACAAUAUUACAGGCGUCACUUUCGGGGUCGCAAAAAGAUACACAAGUGAUCCAUCACCGGUCGCGUACAAUUUCAUCAAUGAAUCGACUUCCACGACUGCAAGCCCGACGAAAGCGACGUCCACGACUCUCCUUUCUUCCACUAACGCCGAAACUACAUCCCCCUCAACGACCGAGACGACUUCUCAGACUAGCAAUGGCUUGUCAUCAACCACUAAAGUUGGAAUUGGUCUUGGAGUUUCAUUAGGAGUUUUGUUAAUAGCCGCCACUAUUGGUGCGUUCCUAUUAUGCCGGCGCAAAAGACGCCAUAAAGCCACUCAGGAAGUGUCGGUGAUAGAUCAACCUAGAGAUGACCUUGCUCCGCUGCCCAUCUUUGGGUAUCAAGACCCGCAUCAUACACGGAUGUCCCAGACGGAGACAGUGACCUCCCUUUCGCAGAUGUCAAGCGAAAAUAGAAGGUCGACAGGGACCGAGAAACGGCUGAGCGAACUGAUGUCUACUGAACGAGCCGAGCUGGCCUGAUAUUGAUGUAUUCUUGCAGCUAUUAGUGUAUCAGGGCAACGGCUCUAUGCCACUGAGGGAUCUUGGCUUCCGAGAUUACCUAUGCCGAGAGGCACCACGCGUCGCGGGGCUCGGUACGUAGCGAGGAUGGGUUUCUGACUAGAACGUACAUCGAUUAUUGCCAUAGUUUGAACAAUUCAGCAGGUUACAAGAGGGUC
Messenger RNA from Penicillium brasilianum, 1042 nucleotides. The record is from the annotation of a GenBank genome assembly. NCBI's taxonomy places the organism in Eukaryota, Fungi, Ascomycota, Eurotiomycetes, Eurotiales, Aspergillaceae.